Colletotrichum chrysophilum is the source of this 978-nucleotide messenger RNA. RefSeq lists its product as uncharacterized. The record is from RefSeq and is a predicted model, not a curated record. Gene Ontology annotation, molecular function: metalloendopeptidase activity. Bases 1 to 978 code for a protein of 325 amino acids. The transcript is spliced from 7 exons. NCBI's taxonomy places the organism in Eukaryota, Fungi, Ascomycota, Sordariomycetes, Glomerellales, Glomerellaceae. Gene Ontology annotation, biological process: proteolysis.
AUGAAGUUCUCUCUCGGAGUUUCCCUCCUGGCCACGCUCGCCAGCGCCGUGUCUGUUGACAUGGCCAAGCGCGACACCUCCCCCCUCGAUGUCAAGCUCGAGACCGUUGGCAACUCCGGUGUCAAGGCCGUCCUCACCAACAUUGGUGACUCAGCCCUCAAGCUCUUCAAGACCGGCACCAUUCUUGACACUGCCCCUGUCGAGAAGGUCGAGGUUUUCGCUUCUGGUAACAAGGUUGAGUUCGAUGGUGUCCGUCUCCUGAUGGCCACCUCCGGCUUGACCGAGGAAGCUUUCCAGGUCAUCGGCGCCGGCGAGUCCGUCGAGGUCGAGUUCGAUGCUGCCGAGCUUCACGACCUUAGCACCGCUGGCGAGAUUGACAUCGUCAGCUCCGGUGCCUUCUCUUACGCCGAGGCCGACUCCACCGAGCUGGCUGGCACCAUCCCCUUCUCCAGCAACAGUGUUCACACUGCUGUCAACGGCGAGGAGGCCGCUGCCGUCCGCGCCCGCUUUUUGGCCAAGCGCACGGUCGUUCAGUCCGACUGCACUGGCACCCGCCGCACCGCUACUGUUAACGCCAUCAGCCGUUGCCGCUCCCUCGCCGUCGCCGCCUCCUCGGCCGCUGCUUCUGGCCCUGCUGCUCGCAUGACUGAGUACUUCAAGUCUUCCACCACCGCUACUCGCAACACCGUCGCCACCGUCUUCUCCAGAAUCGCCAGCGAGUGCGGCAGCACCACCUCUGGUGUUUCUCGCCAAUACUGCACUGACGUUUACCCUGCCUGCUCCAACGGUGUCAUCGCCUACACACUCUUGCACGAGAUGACUCAUCUUACCCAGAUUAGAGGCACUUCUGACUACGGCGGUUACGGAUACAACUUCGUUCGCUCUCUCAGCGCUUCGCAAAACCUCAACCAUGCUGACACUUACACCCUCUUCGCUCAAUGUAAACUUCCCCGGGUCCUACUCUUGCUAUUCACCUGA